Messenger RNA from Pseudopipra pipra, 1487 nucleotides. RefSeq lists its product as uncharacterized. The coding region runs from base 456 to 1487 and encodes 343 amino acids. The record is from RefSeq and is a predicted model, not a curated record. Lineage: Eukaryota; Metazoa; Chordata; Aves; Passeriformes; Pipridae. The transcript is spliced from 5 exons.
CAGUGCUCGGAGCACGCGUCUGGUCAGGACGAGACUGAGCGGUGCUGUGAGGAGUCUCCUCGCAGCCAACUCGUUCGUUGCUGACCCGAAGCGAUUCUGAGAGUUCUUUUUUUUGCAAGUUCCCUCGAGGCCAGACCCCAGGAGUUGGUGACCCGGAGGUUUUUCCGAGGCAUCCACACUCCCUGUGGGAGUGGCCCUCGAGGCCAGGCCACGGGCCUUGGUGACCCAGAGCUUUUCUGGGCAUCACCAGUGCCUGUGGAAGGUGCCUACGAGGCCGGACCACGGGACUUGGUCACCUGCAGUCCCUGUGGAAGGUGCCCUCGAGGCCAGACCACGGGACUUGGUCACCUGCAGUCCCUGUGGAAGGUGCCCUCGCGGCAAUUUUUUGACAUUUGCCCACCAGGGUUUUUUCUAAGGCGUCUCUCGUGCAAGUUCCCUUGAGACCACACUGUGGGAUGGCAGGGAGACGCUUCAGCCUGUUCAGGCUGUUCAGGAGGAAGAGGAACGGGAGAGGCCCUGGGGCGGCCCCAGCACAGCAAGCUGAGGAGCCCCUGCAGCAGGAUCCAGGCCAGGACCGGACAGAGGAGCAGGACCGCCCCCGUGGCCGCUUCCGCAGAGCAGUUCAGAGGUUGCUGAAAAUCAUGCGCAUUCGGCGCAGAACACCCAGGACCACAGCACCGGAGCUCCUGGCAGAGCCUGACACCAGGCCAGAUGAGCUCAAGGAGAAGACUGAUGGCAGCACCGAGCCGAUCGAUCGCAUGGCAACCUCUGACACCGCUGUGACCGAGGACACGGCCAACCCUGACACCGCACUGGCCGAUCUCAUUGUGAAGGACAUCACAGAACCCACUCAUUGCACAACAGAGCCUGACACCGCUUUGGCUGAAGAUACAACCAGCUCUGACACCGCAGCCACUGAUGUCAUGGCCAAGGCCGACAUGGCCCCGAUGGCCAUUGAUGGCACAUCACAUUCUGACGUGGCACCGAUGGACGGCACAGCAAAGCCUGACACCGCUUUGCCUGGUGACACAACCGGCUCCAACACCGAUCUCGUGGUACAGGCUGACAUCACCCCGAUGCCAACUGAGGGCACAGCAAGCUCUGAUGAGGCACCGAUGGAUGACACAGCAAACCCUGAGACUGCCAUGACCGACGCUGAAACCACAACAAGUGAUCUCAUGGCAGAGGGUGACACCACGAGUGAGGGCAUCGGAAACACUGACACCACGCCAGCUGAGAGUGUGACUGAUGCUCCCAAUCUGCAGUUUUUGGAGGGCAAAGGUGUCUCCAGUUGGAAGCCAGUGCCGGCCAUCGUUUGGUCCAUCCACCACGACCUCACAUUCCACGUGUCUCCACACACCAACAUCUGCAGGCUCGCUGAGGCACACCCAUGUGAUGUGGUGAUGACUCUCCUGCGCUGUGCCCCAGAGUGUGACAGCCCCCAGUCCUACUGCCAUGUGCCUUCCCUGCCCCUCAAGGCACCGUAG